CGUUGUUGUAGGAAGAAGAAGCCGAUUCUAGAAGCCAUUACGUUGCGCAGCUCAGUCGAGAAAAACUUACUAUUUUUACGUAUAUUACGCACUUUUAUUCUUUAAAAAAAGUAAUAUUUCAUAUAGUCAUGGCAUCACAAGCUAAAAAAAGGAAAAUGAAUUUCUCUGAAAGGGAGGUGGAAAUCAUUGUGGAGGAGAUGGAAAAACAGAAACACAUUUUAGUUAACCACUUCAACGCUGGCGUUACUCACAUCGCCAAAAACAAUGCAUGGAUUGAGAUACUGAAGCGUGUAAAUGCAGUGACUACUUGUCAAAGGGAACUGGCUGAGGUAAAGAAGAAGUGGUCAGAUCUAAAGACUGAAGUGCGGCGGAAAGUGGCUCAGGCCCGCGCAGCAAUGGAAGGCACUGGCGACUGCACCUCAGUGCCAGUCAUUCUGACUUCCAUGCAGCAGAGAAUCUGUAACCUCCUGGGAGAAGCCACAAUCAUCAGCCUUCCCGCGGGCGAAGCGAGCGCAGAGAUCAGUGUUCCUGUGCCAAUGAGCUCAGCGGCUACGGUCACUCUCACGCAAAACACCCAGACUGCCUCUGCGGCCUGUGAAGUUAAAACCUUAGAAGGUGAGACCACUUACCACACGCUGGAGGAGGGCAUGGUGGAGUACUGCACCACGGAGACGCCCGUCACCGUGACAACGGAGGCGGCGGCGGUGGAGGUGCUGGCGGCGCAGGCGACGGAGUGCUCGGUGAAGCCGCAGGAGCUGAAGAGCCGCAUCGCGCUCAACUCGGCCAAGCUGCUGCAGGAGCAGCGCGUCACCAACCUGCACGUGCGCGAGAUCGCCCAGCACCUGGAGAACCAGAACGACCUGCUGCAGAUGAUCCGGCGCUCGCAGGAGGCGCAGGCGUGCGCCCAGGAGCGGCAGGCCCAGGCGCUGGAGGGGACGCAGGCCGCGCUGCUCGCCCUCAUCCAGAUGUUCCGGCCCGCGCUCAAGGACCUGCGCAAGUUCCUGCAGAGCGCCAACAGCCUGGGGGGCGUCGCCGUGGCGACGUCAGGGAGCGAGGGAGCGGAGAGCAAAGCCCCCGCCACCCAACAAGCCGAGCACGUGCAGUAGACUCAGGAAUCUGUGUGUGUGUUUAGAUUUGUUUACUGACGUGUGUGUGUGUGUGUGUGUGUGUUUAGAUUUGUUUACUGACGUGUGUAUGUGUGUGUGUGUGAGUGUGUGUGUGUUUAG
Molecule: messenger RNA, 1226 nt
Organism: Alosa sapidissima (American shad)
Lineage: Eukaryota; Metazoa; Chordata; Actinopteri; Clupeiformes; Clupeidae
Gene: naif1
Product: nuclear apoptosis inducing factor 1
Exons: 3
Coding region: 129-1106 (325 amino acids)
Cellular component (GO): nucleus
Source: RefSeq, a predicted model, not a curated record